AUGGGCACGACAUUGGGUCAUAGAAGUCGUUGUGCCGGACAUUUGAGAGCUCCACCACAAUUCCAACGAAGCAGCACGCAGCAAAGAAGCACCGCCCCACGAAACACAACAGAAGUCAAGAUGUCGUCUGGAAAACCUCAAGGAAGCGGCGGUGGCCCCAAGAGACAGAGUGUGAUGCUUCAGCCUGCGGCAGGAGGAUCUCUGAUUCCUGAUUUUGUGGAUUCAGAAGAGGAAGAGGAACAAGGUCCUCCUCCUCCGCCACCGGCUGCCGCUGCUCCGGUUCAAGGGGGUCCUAUACCAGGCGUCUCAUCAACAGAAAUGGACCAAACGAGAGCAGGGGAUCCAAAUCAUCGUCCACUGGUGGGAGGUUUCGCAGCAGCGGCGUAUGAAGCCGCUCGUGCGCAUCAUUAUCGAGCCAAAGCAGCCCAGGAGAAAAAGCGGCAGUCGCAACAACGAAAGAAGGAGCAGGCUCACCACCGCUAG
Seminavis robusta is the source of this 483-nucleotide messenger RNA. The record is from the annotation of a GenBank genome assembly. NCBI's taxonomy places the organism in Eukaryota, Bacillariophyta, Bacillariophyceae, Naviculales, Naviculaceae.